This is a messenger RNA of Anthonomus grandis grandis, 5067 nucleotides long. RefSeq lists its product as uncharacterized. The coding region runs from base 1 to 5067 and encodes 1688 amino acids. The record is from RefSeq and is a predicted model, not a curated record. Gene Ontology annotation, molecular function: nucleic acid binding. Gene Ontology annotation, biological process: DNA integration. NCBI's taxonomy places the organism in Eukaryota, Metazoa, Arthropoda, Insecta, Coleoptera, Curculionidae. The transcript is spliced from 2 exons.
AUGCGUGCGCAAAAGGCUGAUCAAUUGUUGGAAGAUUUUAACGCUGCUCAGUUAAAGAUUGCCGCUACGGAGACUGAUAUUGAUUUUGAUGAACAUGACAGUGAGUCUGAACAAUUUGAAAAUAAAUUCUGCCGCAUAACAUCUGAAGCGAGCAAAUUUUUAAUUGACCAGAUGCAGCCGCAGGUUUUAACUCCAAACGUGGAAACUAAUUUAGCAUCCAAUUCUAAUGAUGAUUUAGCCAACAUUAGACUGCCUCCAAUAAACCUUCCAACGUUUGACGGUUCAUAUGACCAAUGGUUGUUUUUUAGAGACACUUUUAAUUCUUUAAUACAUAGCAAUUUCAAACUGACACCAGCCAAAAAAUUUCAUUACUUGCGCCUCUCUCUAAAGGGUGUGGCAGCUGAAACUAUCUCAUCACUUGAAAUCUCUGACGCCAAUUAUGAUGUAGCCUGGAACAUCUUAAAUGAGAGAUUCGAAAACAAACAGAUUUUAGUCAGCAACCAUAUAACGGCUAUUUUUAAUUUGCCAUCUUUAUCACGUGAAUCUGGACGUGGCCUUAGAGUCAUACUUGACGGCUUACAGAAGCACAUGGGCGCCUUGACGGUUUUAAAGAUGCCUACAGAACAUUGGGAUGCCUUAAUCUGUCAUAUUGUGACAGGUAAAUUUGACAAUAUGACUAGAAGAGCUUGGGAUUCCAAAACCUUUAUUGAAGAACUCCCUACUUACAAGGAACUUAUAGAUUUUUUAAAAGACAGAUGCCGAAUUUUAGAGUCUUUCGAAAAUAGCUCUUUAAGAAACGCUUCAAACAAAAUCGAAAGGCCUCGCCAAUCACACCCCAACUUUCACAAAAAUACUUCUCAAUCCUUUGUCGCCACUAACAGUAAUAAAAAAUGCACGUUUUGUCAAAAAGAACAUCUCAUCUACACAUGUCCUCAGUUUUUACAAAUUUCUGCUAUUGAAAAAUUAAAUAAUGCUAAACAAAUGAAGUUAUGUAUUAACUGCCUUUCUAUAGGCCAUGCAACUAAAAACUGUAGGUCGUCUGGAUGUAGAAAAUGUGGAAAAUUCCACCAUACCCUUCUACAUUUCAACAGAACCGAUUCUGGGACUGUACAAACCAAUAAUAAUAACACAUCUACCUCUUCUUAUUCCAACAGCACUGAGACUGACUUGAAAGACGUAGCCACAACCUCUUUGUCUACACAUGUGAUGCACACUCCUCUUAUAUACUCACCUUGUAGUUUAGUGGUAAAUGAAAAACUUAAUUUAAACACUGUAUUAUUAUCCACUGCUAUCAUCAAAGUUUUUGACACUACAGAUAAGUCACACUUGUGUAGAGUACUCCUAGACAGUGGAAGCCAAUCCAAUUUCAUUUCAGAAAGACUUUGCAACUUGUUACAACUUCCUAUUGAAAAUAUUAAACAUUCUAUCACUGGUAUCAGUCAGAAAAUUGAAACCAUAAAUUCUAGAGUUUUUGCUAAAGUCCAAUCCAAUUUUUCUAACUUUGAGGCGAACAUAUCGUGUCUUGUACUUAAAUCUAUAACUGGAAAUAUUCCAGCUAUAUCCUUUGACUCCAGUUUAUUGCAUAUUCCCAAAAAUAUUGCAUUGGCUGACCCCGAUUUCAGCUCUGCAAAACCUAUUGACUUACUGCUCGGAGCAGACAUUUUCUGGGAACUGAUCCAUAUUGGUCAAAUAAAAUUGGGUCGAGGACUUCCAAUUUUGCAAAAGACACAUUUUGGAUGGAUUAUUUCUGGUCCUUUACAAACUAAUCUUAGUUCAAGCCUUUGCUCAGAGACACAGUGCUUUUUUACAACUUCAAUUGACAAUCAGCUAACUAAAUUUUGGGAGGUAGAGGAAUUUCCUAAAACUAAAUACUUAUCACCAGAGGAAACCUUUUGCGAGGAACAUUUCUCUCAGCACACUUCUAGAGCCCCUGAUGGUAAAUUUGUAGUACAUCUUCCUCUUAAGGACUCCAUUGAUCGUCUUGGGGACUCGAAGUUGACAGCUACAAGUCGUUUUUUAAAUCUUGAAGGGAAACUGAAUAAAAGCCCUGAUUUAAAACGUACUUAUCAAGAUUUUAUAACAGAAUAUGAAAAACUCGGUCACAUGACCCUGUCUGAGAAUCAAAAUGAUACAUCUGGGUAUUUUUUACCGCACCACUGUGUGCUUAAAUUAAGCUCCACUACAACUAAACUACGGGUCGUUUUCGAUGCUUCCUGUAAAUCUGACUCAGGUUUUUCUUUAAAGAAUUUACUUAUGGUCGGACCUAAUGUCCAAAACAGUCUUUUCUUAAUUCUCUUACGGUAUCGUAUACAUCCUGUAGUUCUCAGUGGUGACAUUGAAAAAAUGUAUCGACAGGUCUAUGUAGCCCCUGAAUAUCGUAAACUUCAGAGAAUUCUUUGGCGUGCUAAUAUUAAUGAGCCGAUUUUAACUUACGAUUUGUCCACCGUUACAUACGGUACAGCCUCUGCUGCAUUUCUGGCUACUAGAUCUUUGCAGGAAGUAGGUAAAAUACAUGCUAAAGACUGUCCAAAGAUUUCUAACAUAAUACAGCGUGAUUUUUACGUUGAUAACCUUUUAACCGGCGCACAAACAGUCGAUGAACUUAGACAAAUUAAAGAAGACAUCCAUGAUCUUCUUAUGAAGUAUGGAUUUCCACUUAGAAAAUGGGCUUCAAAUGAGCCGACCUUAACUUCUGAUUCCUCAAUACAUUCGAUUUCUUUUGAUACAGAUAUUCCUUCUAAAACCUUGGGCCUUGUAUGGAAUCACAUUUCUGACACGCUAGAAUAUAAAAUAGGUCCUAUUGAAUCUAGCACUCGCGUAACAAAACGUACAAUUUUAUCAUCAAUUUCCCAGAUUUUUGACCCUCUUGGUCUACUUUCUCCUGUCACAAUCUCGGCACAAAUCAUCUUGCAACAGCUGUGGAAGCUUAAAAUAUCAUGGGAUGAAUCGAUUCCAAUGGAUCUUUUCACAAUCUGGUCAUCUUACAGGACACAACUUGUGGAAUUGAAUAAUCUUAAAAUACCAAGACUAACUCUUUGCGGUAAUCCUAUUGAGCUGCAAUUACAUGGCUUCUCUGAUGCUGCGGAGCCAGGUUAUGGUGCCUGCGUGUACCUUUGUUCAAAGGAUUCGUUAGGCAAUUUUUCGUCUAAACUACUCUGUGCAAAAACUAGAGUCUCUCCACUUAAAGAAUUGACUAUUCCUAGGCUCGAGCUUUGUGCAGCAUUACUCUUAGCAGAACUAGCUAAAACUGUGUUAGCUUCAAUACCCUCUACUUUGGACUCUAAGCACUACUGGUGUGACUCUACAAUAGUACUUGCCUGGAUUAGAUCAUCUCCUCAUCGUCUAAAGACAUUUAUUGCUAAUCGAAUAGCUCAAAUUCAAUCCAUAACUAAUAUUGAUGAAUGGAGAUAUAUUAGAACCGCAGACAAUCCAGCUGAUCUACUUACUAGAGGAAUUCCACCUUUAAGCUUGUUAAAUUCGACUUUAUGGUUUCAUGGACCUCCUUGGCUGACUGAAGAUGAGUGGCCAACCAACAUAGUAGAUUUAUCAAAUAUUGAUACUCCUGAAUUACGAAAUGUCACUUCUUUUCAUGUGUCCAUCGAAAAACAUACCAAUAAUGACUUACUUACUUUAAUUGACAAAUUUUCUAAUCUAACUAAACUGGUUCGUACUUUUGCCUUUGUGCUACGCUUUAAAAACAUCCUUAAAUUAAAAUCUAAAUCUGACUUUUUUAAUAGAGAGCUUUCAACUCUGGAAAUUGAGAAUUCUUUGCAUACACUUGUCAGCUUGGUACAAGCUUCAACAUUUUCUGAAGAAUUUAAAGCACUGAAGAAUAAUAAUAAGGUCUCUAAUAAAUCCAAACUCCUUACCUUGAAUCCCUUCUUUAACCACACUCUUAAUCUUAUUCGAGUUGGGGGUCGUUUGCAACAAUCUGAUUAUGAAUAUCAAAAGAAACACCCUAUAGUUUUACCCCCUAAACAUAGACUUUCACUUUUGAUCGCACAUUCUGAACAUAUUAAGCUACUUUAUGCUGGUCCACAACUUACAUUGGCAUCACUUCGUGAAAGCUUCUGGCCAAUCAAUGGCAGGAACUUAAUUAAAAAGGUUUACCAUGACUGUUUAACUUGUUUUCGCUUUGUUGCAAAAUCGACAAAACCCUUUUCUGUGUCCGGUGUGGACUACGCAGGGCCCUUCUCCCUUAGGGAUCGCAAAGGACGUAAUUUUAGAACUAACAAGGCAUACAUAGCAUUGUUUGUGUGUUUUGCUACCAAGGCUAUUCACCUAGAGCUAGUAAGUGAUCUUACUAGCGAAUGUUUCUUAGCCGCUUUGUACAGAUUCAUGUCACGAAGAGGCAAGUGCAUACAAAUUUAUUCUGAUCAAGGGACAACAUUUGUGGGUGCAUUAAAUGAAUUAAAUGCGUUUCUCAAAGAACACUCUUCUACUAUUUCGGAUAAAUUAGCAAAUCAAGGUAUACAAUGGAAUUUUAUACCGCCUCGCGCUCCACACUUUGGUGGGCUUUGGGAGUCCAGCGUUAAAUCGGUAAAGUUUCAUCUUAAGCGUGUAGUUGGUAGUUUAUCAUUAACUUUUGAAGAUUUUUCUACAAUAAUUACUCAAAUAGAAGCCUGUUUAAACUCCAGACCCUUAUGUCCUCUUUCUGAUAAUCCGAAUGAUCCAAAUCCUCUCACUCCUGCGCACUUUCUUAUUGGAGAACCAUUGACGACGUGCCCACAAGUUGAUCUACUGGGAGUAGCAGAGAACAGACUAUCAAAAUACCAACAUAGGCAACAAAUGGUGCAACAUUUUUGGUCUCGUUGGGUCAAGGAAUGCAUUGCAGAACUCCAGAUACGUACGAAAUGGAAGCAGAAUUACCCGCAGCUCCUGAAACUAGGCGUUCUUGUGCUCAUCACGGAGGAUGGAUUACCACCAUUAAAAUGGCGAACUGGCCGAGUGGUACAAAUAUUUCCUGGAGGAGAUGGUAUUGUCCGAACAGUAUUAGUGAGGACUGCUGCUGGCGAGUAUAAGCGUCCAGUUACGAAGAUUGCUGUCCUGCCUAUUUAUGAUUUUUAA